CUUCAGACAUCCAGUCACUUACCAGAGCAUACCGGCACCUGAGAAGGCACUGAAAAUGUCCGGGAUUGUAACUAAGCUACAGCACAACCGAGACAAAUUGCAAGGCAUUGGAACCAACUCUAAUGCAGUGCCAUACUUAAACCAGGACUAUGAGUCUCUGAAGCGAAGCUGCCUUGAGAGAAGACGCCUAUUUGAGGAUGAAAGCUUUGAGCCGCUUCCAGCAUCUUUGGGCUUCAAUGACCUUGGACCCGGUUCCUAUAAAGUUCGAGGCAUCAAGUGGUUGAGACCAACGGAGAUUGUCUCCAAUCCACAAUUUAUUCUGAAAGACGCUACCAGGACGGAUAUUUGUCAGGGAGCACUUGGUGACUGCUGGCUUCUGGCGGCUAUUGCCUCCUUGACACUCAACAAGCAGAUUUUGUCCCGCGUUGUACCACAUGACCAAAGUUUUGAAGAGGACUACGCUGGAAUCUUUCAUUUUGAGUUCUGGCAGUUUGGCGACUGGGUGGAUGUGGUGGUUGAUGACCGCUUGCCCACUAGAGAUGGAGAACUGCUGUUUGUCCACUCAGAAGAAGGAUCUGAGUUUUGGAGUGCCCUGCUGGAGAAGGCCUACGCCAAGUUAAAUGGAUGCUACGAGGCUCUUGCUGGAGGAAGUACCACUGAAGGUUUCGAGGACUUCACUGGAGGCAUUGCUGAGAGACAUGAACUUUCCAACCACGAUCCUCACCUCUUCAAUAUCAUAAGGAAGGCCCUGGACAGAGGCUCCCUUCUGGGAUGCUCAAUUGAUAUCACCAGUGCAGCUGACUCCGAAGCCGUGACACACCGCAAGCUGGUGAAGGGCCACGCCUACUCUGUCACAGGAGCUGAGCAGGUGACUUACAGAGGAGGCACUGAAGAGCUGAUCAGAAUCAGAAAUCCAUGGGGUCAGGUGGAGUGGAAUGGAGCUUGGAGUGACAAUUCCUCUGAGUGGAGAUAUGUGAGUGAUGAUGACCGCCAGAGGCUGACCAACCGCAGUGAAGAUGGGGAGUUCUGGAUGUCAUUUUCUGACUUCCUGCAAGAGUAUUCCCAUCUGGAGAUCUGCAACCUCACACCUGAUGCCCUCACAUCGGAAUACAGGAAGUGGGCGGAGACAGAGUUUGAAGAAACGUGGAGAAUUGGUGUUUCUGCCGGUGGCUGCAGAAACUAUCCAAAUACCUUCUGGACAAAUCCUCAAUUUGUCAUAAAACUGGACAAAGUGGAUGAUGAACCCUAUAAUGGAGAGGAUGGCUGCACAUUCAUUGUGGGAUUGAUGCAGAAGAACAAGCGUCGCAGAAGAAAGAUGGGGGAGGACAUGGAGACUAUUGGCUUCCUUGUCUAUGAGCUGCCUGAGGAGUACUAUGGCACCAGGCAAGUGCACCUGAAGAAAAAUUUCUUCUUGAGUAACCGCUCAGCUGCACGCUCUGAAACCUUCAUCAAUCUCCGAGAGGUGUCCAGCCGUCACCAUCUGCCCCCUGGGGAGUACCUCAUUAUUGCCUCCACCUUUGAACCCAACAAGAAUGGAGACUUUUAUAUACGGGUGUUCUCUGAGAAACCGGCGGAAUUUCAAGAGAUUGAUGAUUCAAUUGACUGCCAUGUUGAACAGAUGGACAUCGAUGAAAGCGAUAUUGAUGACAGAUUCAAGUCAUUGUUUGGACAACUUGCCGGACAUGAUGUGGAGAUUUCUGCAUUUGAGCUGCAGAGAAUCCUCAACAAAGUGGUGGGAAAGCGAAGUGACAUCAAAACCGACGGGUUCAGCCUGACCACGUGCCGCAACAUGGUCAAUCUGCUUGACAAAGAUGGAAGUGGCAAGCUAGGCCUGGUGGAGUUUAAGAUUCUGUGGACCAAGAUUGAAAUGUUUUUGGACAUUUACAGAGAAAAAGAUGCAGACAAUAGUGGCUGCAUGAGUUCUUCUGAGAUGCGGUCAGCAGUAGAAGUCGCUGGUUUCUCACUCAACAACCCGCUGCACCAGAUCAUUGUGGCGCGCUACAGAGAACCAAGCUACACCAUUGACUUUGACAACUUUGUGUGCUGCCUAAUCCGUUUAGAGUCACUUUUCAAUGCAUUCAAGACCCUGGACAAUGGUUCUGGUGUGAUAGAGUUGAAUUACAUGGAGUGGCUGAAACUGUCCAUGCUGUAGAGAAGGGGCUCAGGCUGUUUUAAAACAAUGGAAAAAAAAUAAAUAAAAGAACCAACACUUAAAGGGAAGUUUGCAGUUUAAAAAAAAAACACUGGCAAGAUUUGAAUGUAGCCUCACUUCACUAAUAUCUGCCCUCACCCCUCAAGUCUCUGAGCAAACCCAUACAGCUCACUUACGUGCAUGAGCGUGAUUCUCAAACUUGGCUAUUCAUAAUGGGAUGCAAUGAUGAAAGUGCACAGUUGUGAUAAAUGGUCACAGGGAAUGAUGUCCAUCUUCAACAGAAUCAGAAUCAGAAUCAGAAUCAUCUUUAUUUGCCAAGUAUGUCCAAAACACACAAGGAAUUUGUCUCCGGUAGUUGGAGCCGCUCUAGUACAACAGACAGUCAAUUUACAGAACACUUUGGAGACAUAAAUAGACAGAAUAGCAGCACUGGCAAUACUAAACUAGCAUUUGCACCAUAAACAAGCAGACAUUAGCCACGGUUGCUACAUUGGUAGCAUGACCUAUUAGCAACAAAGUGUGAUUAUAACAGUAUAUGUUAUGUUUGAAGUUUUAUUUUUGCAGGUGUGUGCUGGUGACCGGAGUGUAUCAGAAAGUGCUUGGCAAAUGAUUGACACCUCGUCGGUCACACCUGCUGUCUCUUAUUGGUUGUUUUUCCUCAGGCAUGGUGGUUUCUUCAAAAUCUAAUUAGAGGUACCAGAUGGCACCAGAGGGCAAAUUUUUUUAACAGAUAAUUUUACUAAUAUACCACUCAUAGGUUUGUACUGACAGUUUUAACAAAUAUGACAAAGUUUGAACAAAUACGUUUUCAUCCAUCCAUUUUCUGUACCGCUUAUCCUCACUAGGGUGGUGGGCGUGCUGGAGUCUAUCCCAGCUAUCUUCGGGCAGGAGGCAGGGUACACCCUGAACCGGUCACCAGCCAAUCACAGGGCACAUAAAAACAACCAUUCGCACGCACAUUCACACCUACAGGCAAUUUAGAGUCUUCAAUCAACAUACCACGCAUGUUUUUGGAAUUUGGGAGGAAACCGGAGUACCCGGAGAAAACCUACGCAGGCACGGGGAGAACAUGUGAACCCCACACAGGCAGGGAACUCAGAACUGUGAGGCAGAUGUGCUAACCAGUCGUCCACCGUGCGGCAAAAUAAGUUUUCAGGUGUUGUUUUUUUAUUUUUUAAACUUCAAACAUUCCCUUUAAAUGAAUAUAUGCUUUGACUUGCAUGCAUUGUCCUUUGGAUAUGAUGUGAAAAUUAAUUAUUGGAUUAGAGAGAACAUGAUUUAUUAUUCUACAAAAUACUAUUCUACCACAAAUAUGAUUCUGUUUAUUCAAUAAAGCUUCUUUUUUUUUGAAACCUUCA
Messenger RNA from Phyllopteryx taeniolatus (common seadragon), 3510 nucleotides. RefSeq names its product calpain-2 catalytic subunit-like. Bases 56 to 2152 code for a protein of 698 amino acids. NCBI's taxonomy places the organism in Eukaryota, Metazoa, Chordata, Actinopteri, Syngnathiformes, Syngnathidae. Gene Ontology annotation, biological process: proteolysis. The transcript has 21 exons. Gene Ontology annotation, molecular function: calcium-dependent cysteine-type endopeptidase activity; calcium ion binding. The record is from RefSeq and is a predicted model, not a curated record. Gene Ontology annotation, cellular component: cytoplasm.